Molecule: messenger RNA, 1293 nt
Organism: Zophobas morio
Lineage: Eukaryota; Metazoa; Arthropoda; Insecta; Coleoptera; Tenebrionidae
Product: putative odorant receptor 92a
Exons: 5
Coding region: 1-1293 (430 amino acids)
Biological process (GO): detection of chemical stimulus involved in sensory perception of smell; sensory perception of smell
Cellular component (GO): plasma membrane
Molecular function (GO): olfactory receptor activity; odorant binding
Source: RefSeq, a predicted model, not a curated record
AUGACCGACAAACCAGACAAAAAUUCUCCUCUAUCAAUGUACUUUGAUUCGAAUAUUCUUUUCUUGAAGUUAACUGGAUUUUGGGUGUACGAUAAUCCAAAUGAAACAAAAGUCAGCAAGAAGUACCUCCAACACAGCUACAACAUUUUCUGGUUCUGUUAUCUAUUUAUCGCUUAUCUACCGGCUGAAAUCCGUUACCUGUACUACUGUUUCGAUAAUUUGAACGAGUUUCUUCGGGCCUUACGCGAUAUCGGCAAUCAUGUGUCCUUAGGAUACAAGGCUGUCAACUUUUUUCGUAUGAGAAAGGAGUUGUUGAGUGUAAUAGAUGUUCUACAAAACGGGGACUACAACUAUGAGGUAUGCGAAAAGUUUAAUCCUUUGGAAAUUAUAGAAAGAGAAAAAAAGCAGGCACUUAAAUGGACUAAGUACUUUUUAAAUUUCUGUAACGCUAUUUGUUUGAGUAUGUUCCUGAACGGCCUCUUUACGUUUAUUUUUAUGAGUGAAUCCCAAUACCACAUUGAGAAUGAUGUGAAAGUAUAUAAACAACAGCAACCAGUUAAUACGGUUUCACCUUUUGGAUCUGGCACAAAGUGGCAAUUUUUUGUCACUUUUAUAUACACAAUGAUCGCUUUAACUUUUUAUGCUUGGAUGAUUGUGGCACUGGAUUCACUGUUUAUAACACUGAUGAGCUGUAUAAGUGCACAUCUUAAGAUUUUGCAAGGGGCUUUUAAAACUCUCAGACUUCGAUGUAUGAAGCGCACAAAAAUUGACAUUGAGCUCCAAGAUUUUAUUCUUCAUGAUCCACCGGAACUACAAGCAGAAGUUAAUACAGAGAUGGUUAAAUGUAUUAAACAUUUACAAACCGUACUCAAAGUUUCAGAGAAGAUGGAAUAUAUUUAUAGUACGCAGACUUUUAUUCAAACAUUUAUAUCUUUGGGUGAAAUGUGCUUUUCGUUGUAUCUCCUAAGCGAAACAAUUGAUCAAAAUAUUGGUAACGAAAUUACUUACUUGAUUGCAACUGGAUUCGAACUCUUAAUGUAUUGCUGGUUUGGGAACAGAAUUACUGAAGGGAGUAUUCGGCUGAAAUAUUCAUUAUAUGAUAGUGACUGGUUUGCGACACAUUUGUCAUUCCGCAAACAAAUCAUUUUUACAAUGACUAGGAUGCAAAAACCAAUAUAUGUAACAAUAGGGAAAGUUACACCAUUGACGUUUAAUACAUUUCUCACUAUUGCAAGAGGAGCAUACUCGUUUUUCACUUUUUUGAAACAGAGACAUGGCAUAAAUUAUAAGUAA